Molecule: messenger RNA, 2229 nt
Organism: Mesorhabditis belari
Lineage: Eukaryota; Metazoa; Nematoda; Chromadorea; Rhabditida; Rhabditidae
Source: the annotation of a GenBank genome assembly
AUGCAUGUGAUUUCUAUACUUUUCUUGCCUUUUCUACUCAAUUUUGCGAUCUGCUAUGAGAAAUAUGCGAGAUCGCUGGAGAUGGCAAAGCCGAAUAAAGAUGGCGUUUACGAGUUCACAUUGAUUGUGUCGAGAACGUUGACGAUGAGCUAUUCAGAGCCACCAUUUGGACAUCGAACACUCAUUGAUUACGAUGUGGAAAAGGAAACCUGGUACUCCCGUGAUCCGGAUCAGUUGACUCCUUGUAACAAGCGGGAUUUGCUUGAUGUCAAAAAUGAAACCAUUCAGAGUCUCUUCAAAGAGGUGAUGACACUGGAUGGAUUGCAUUUCAGAGUAUUGGCUGUGAAUGGAUCAACCCCUGGCCCACUACUCGUUGUCCCGUAUGGAGCCGAGGUAUUGAUCCGAGUCCACAACGAUCUCAUGCUUGACUCGUUCAGCAUUCAUUUUCAUGGAAUCGAUAAACAGGGUCUAUGGUACGAAGAUGGUGUCUCUUUCAUUCAACAAUGCCCAAUAACCACCAUGUCCACAUACGAUUAUCGUUUCUUUGCUGAUAGAUGGGGAACACAUUGGUAUCAUGGACAUCUACAAUCGGAUAGAGGAGACGGUCUUGUCGGUGGAUUCGUGGUUUUGAAAGAAGAUCAAAGUGUUCCGAUGGAUGAUGGAUCGAGGGAAAUCCCAUCAAGGCAAUAUUUCAUUCUGCUACAGGAUUGGUCAAACGAGGAUGCUGGUGAUACGUGGUUGGCGUUGAAAGAGAAAACGAUGAAAUGGAUGUAUGGAAUGGAUCAAAUGGAGAAAUGCUGGCUACCGACGAGAGUCGAGGAUGGGGGCAAUGUCGGUGGAGCGAUCCCAAUUUCGGCAAUUCUUUUCAACGAUAAGGGUUGGCACAAUCAGACCCACAUCCGGAAGAAUCCCGAAAAAUUGCCUUUAGAGACGUAUCGGAUAAAAUCUAAUGAAAAUAUUCUUCUGCGAAUCGUGAACGGUGGAUUGGCACAAGAGUUGAUGAUUAGCAUCGAGGAUCACAACUUGACAAUCGUUGCAGCUGACGGGAAUGAGGUGGUGCCGAUUACGGUGGAUAAAUUGAUCAUUUUCCCUGGCGAGAGAUACGAUAUUUUGGUGAAAGGAUUGAGGAAUCCGAGCCGAAAGAACUACUAUGUGAUCGCGGAAACGGUGCAGUACUAUUUCUUCGAUUGGUCUCGUGUUGAAACAAUGUUCGGAUUGGCGAAUCUUGAAUAUGAAAAUGUUGAUGAAAGAAUAACGAAAAAACCCAAACUCGAUCACCCGACUUGCACAAAAGAAUCCCCAUGCUCUGUUUUCAAUUGCCCAUUUGAGCAAUAUCCACCCGGCUUUCCUUUCAAGUGCAUCGCUGUGGACACUCUUGAAUCCCCAUUGGAACUCGAGGACUCCGAAGUGUUGAAGAGUGAGAAAUUCGAGUCCGGUUUCGAGGAGCAUUUCAUCAAUAUGCAUUAUGAUAGUCACGUGAAUGGUUUCAAAUUCUUGAUACCCAAUGGAAUGCCCUAUUAUUAUCGAGAGAAUUUGGAUGAGGUGGCGAUAAAUUGCGAAAAGACGGAUUGCCCGAAAAAUCACACAAAAUACGAUCAACGAUGCUUCUGUUUCUACCAUUUAAAGCACAAAUUGAACAACAUUGUACAACUAACGAUCUACAAUAUGGGAAUGGGCGGUGGAAUGGCCACCGGCUAUGCGCAUCCAUUUCACAUCCACUCGACGCACACCUAUUUGGUCAAGAUGGGCUGGCCAUCGUACAAUGGGUCGGGGAUGAUCACGACGAUGAAUCAAGAUUUACCGUGCCCGAGCAGUGAGUCAGAUUGCAAUGAUCUAAAAUGGGCGGAUAACGGUUGGCUGGGUGGAGCGUUGCCCGGGAUGAGAAAACGAGCGUCGAUUCGAGAUACGGUAUUGGUGCCCGUUGGUGGAUAUGCGACUAUAAGAUUCCGGGCUACAAAUCCCGGGUGGUGGAUCGCGCAUUGUCACCUCGAGUUGCACAUGAUGGGCGGAGCUGCUUAUGCUUUCAAAAUCGGAGAUGAUGACGAGAUCCCGAAGCCACCCACCGAUUUCCCACACACUUGCGGAAUUUAUCAAAGAAAUGAGAUCUCGCAAGAAGCCCGGCAAUUGAUGAAUGAUCGAUUGGAAAAGGAAAAAGAGAAAACGAAGAAGAAAACAACGAUCCCUCCAAAAAGCGCGACUGAAACCGAUAUGACAGGAAACGAUUUUGCU